GCGGGCGCGGCACCCGGAAGUCGGCGGUGGCGGAGGCGACCUCGUGACCCGGUGUGAGCAAAGCCACCCCUUGGCAACCCAUGUGCAUCAUCUUCUUUAAGUUUGAUCCUCGCCCUGUUUCCAAAAAUGCGUACAGGCUCAUCCUGGCAGCCAACAGGGAUGAAUUUUACCACAGACCGUCUAAGUUAGCAGACUUCUGGGGGCACAACAAUGAGAUCCUCAGUGGGCUCGACAUGGAGGAAGGCAAGGAAGGAGGCACGUGGCUGGGUAUCAGCACGCGGGGGAAGCUGUCGGCGCUCACCAACUACCUGCAGCCGCGGCUGGACCGCGAGGCCCGGGGCCGAGGUGAACUUGUGACCCACUUUCUGACCACUGACAUGGACAGCUUGUCCUACCUGAAGAAGGUCUCCAUGGAGGGCCACCUGUACAAUGGCUUUAACCUCAUAGCCGCUGACCUGAGCACAGCAAAAGGAGAUGUCAUUUGCUACUAUGGAAACCGGGGGGAGCCCGAGCCCAUCGUCCUGACGCCAGGGACCUAUGGGCUGAGCAACGCACUGCUGGAGACGCCCUGGAGGAAGCUGUGCUUUGGGAAGCAGCUCUUCCUGGAGGCUGUGGAGCGGAGCCAGGCGCUCCCCAAGGAUGCCCUUGUUGCACAGCUCCUGGAUGUGCUCAACAAUGAAGAGGCACAGCUGCCAGACCCAGCCAUUGAGGACCAGGGCCAGGAGUAUGUGCAACCUAUACUGAGCAAGUACGCGGCUGUGUGUGUGCGCUGCCCUGACUACGGCACCAGAACCAACACAGUCAUCCUUGUGGAUACAGAUGGCCAUGUGACCUUCACGGAGCGCAGCAUGCUGGACAAGGACCCCUCCUGCUGGAAGACCAGCACCCACGAGUUCAUGCUACAGAGCUGAGCAAACCCUGACCUCUGCACGUGGCCAGCGAUCUCCUGGGAAGCCCUGCCUCAAAGGCCAGUGGGGACACAAACCUUCCAUGGCCACAGUGGCUGUGACUCUGCUGGCAUCCCCAGAACCAGGGCCCUCUGAUUUGUGUUACCCAUCUCUGUCCCUAUGCCCAAUUUGCGGUCUACCUUAUGCCAGUGGGGAGGGACAGAAUCUGAUGCCAGGUCUGGAGCAGGCCCAGGCAUGCCAUGCAUAUGUGAAUGCACCUGGGUCUACCCCUGUCCAUGUGCAGAGGCACAGUCACACUCACGUGCAAGGCACAUGCUCACACAUGGACGCCUACACGUGCACAGGCACACAUACACAAACACACUCCCAGGCACACAUGCACAGGUACACCCAUGCAUACACACACACACAUGCACACACACACACACACACACACACAGCCUGCAGGCAAGCACAUGCUGUGCAGGCAGGGAGGCACCUCUCACCCCAUACGUGCUUCUGGCCAGUGGUCUUUGCUCUGGUCAAAUGACAAGAGUAGGCUUUUGUUUAAAAGUGGCCCCUACUCUCUUCGGCUCACAGGGCAUGAUUGUGCUUUAAUUCCAAACAAUCAGAACUGCUCCUGGAGAGGAGACGGGCCAUGUUUGGAUUCAUGCACAAGAAAGAUUUGAGAAAAACCCACUCUUAUAACAGAAGCACAGCCUUGGCAGAUCCAGUGCUCCUGCGUGUGCUAGGGUGUCCUGUGGGGGGGCGGGCAGUUCCAUGUGUACUGGAUGGUCCAGUGUACUGGGUGGUUCUGUGUGCCCCAGGGGUUCUGUGUGUACUGGAUUGUCCCAUGGGGGUCCAGGUGGUCCCAUGUGCACCAGAGGCUCUCAGACAGGCCCCUGCUCAUCCAGUUGGGGGUUGUGGGUUCUGAGCAGGCUCAUCUCAGUGAGUGGACACAGCCAGUCCCUGCCCUCUCUCUACUCCUUGUUGGCAAGUCAGACUUCAUAGGAAUGUGCACUUGAAGGUGAGAUCUUAAUAAUAAAACUUUGGGCCUUUGGUGAGUAAGUGUGUUCCAAGGUCCUACCUCGUGUGCUGGUUGACACCAGA
Messenger RNA from Galeopterus variegatus (Sunda flying lemur), 1997 nucleotides. It is a transcript of the gene TANGO2, whose product is annotated as transport and golgi organization 2 homolog (Drosophila). Gene Ontology annotation, biological process: Golgi organization; protein secretion. Lineage: Eukaryota; Metazoa; Chordata; Mammalia; Dermoptera; Cynocephalidae. Gene Ontology annotation, cellular component: Golgi apparatus. The transcript is spliced from 9 exons. The record is from RefSeq and is a predicted model, not a curated record. The coding region runs from base 81 to 911 and encodes 276 amino acids.